CAUUCCUGGUUAGGUAUAGAAUUAGUGUACACUAUCCUGCUCACCCAGGGAAGAUUUCUAAGAUCUGGAUUUCACAGCUUUGUAAUUCAGGGUCCAAUACCUUAUAUUGUGAAAAAGACAACAAUUUGUUCAAAGAGCAAGGACAUUCAAUUUAAAAAACAAAAACAGUGGAAAAGGAAUCCAGAAAAUCACCCUUCACUUUGUCCUGUUCUUCAUGUCUGCAGAAAAGUUUGAAGCAAUUAAAAUAGACUGGGAAGUGACCCGAUAUGAAGUUGCAGAGGUAGAAGGGAUUCCUUUUACAAAGAAAAUCUGUGACAAGUGGGAUAAAAUCUGGGCUUUUCAAGCCAAACCUGAUGAUCUUCUCAUAUCAACUUAUGCAAAGGCUGGUACAACAUGGACUCAGGAGAUUGUAGACAUGAUCCAACAUGAUGGAGACAUUGAGAAAUGUAAACGUGCUUCCACUUAUGAACGCCAUCCUUUUAUUGAAUGGAUUUUGCAUGAACGUUUACCCCCAGGCUGGGAACAAGCUGAAGCAGCGCCCUCACCAAGGACACUGAAAACACAUCUCCCUGUGCAGCUGAUACCCCCAUCCUUUUGGGAGCAAAACUGCAAGAUAAUCUAUGUAGCGAGAAAUGCCAAGGAUAAUGCAGUAUCGUACUACCACUUCCACAGGAUGAAUCAAAUUAUGCCUGAGCCAGGAACAUGGGAGGAAUUUUUGGAGAAAUAUAUGGCUGGAGAAGUGCUCUGGGGCUCCUGGUAUGAUCACGUAAAGGGAUGGUGGAAGGCAAAAGAUAAUCACCGUAUUCUCUAUCUCUUUUAUGAAGAUCUCAAGGAGGAGCUGUUGGAGACUGGAAGAACUAUUUUACCGUUGCACAAAAUGAGAGAUUUAAUGACGACUAUAAGAAGAAGAUGGCAGGAACUUCUCUCACUUUCCGCAUGGAGCUUUAAGGAGGAAUUGAUUUUCCAUCAUACGAUUACCACUUCCCACUAUUACAAGCCACCAUUAAUUCUCUGCAGAAUCUUGUUAUCAUGGCGAUAUUCAUUUUCCAAUUGUAAUUUCACAUCUUUGGAUGUGAUUUUGUUAAGAUUUUAUGUAGACAAGCAUUCCCAAUGAACACUGUAGAAUUGUCAAAUCUGUGUUGAACAAUUCCUGGAGAUUUGGGGGAUGAGCCGGGGAAGGGCAGUGAGUUAGGCAGGGUAUAAUGCCACCACGUUCACCCUCCAAAGCAGCCAUUUUCUCCAGGAUAGCUGAUCUUUGUACAGAGACCAGUUGGAAUUUGGGGAGAUCUCCACCUGGAAGUUGGCAACACUAAGUUACACACAUGCUGCCCUAGAAAACCUUGCUGGCCCUGAGUUUUGCGCUCUUAUGCAUUAUGGUAAUUUUUGGCUGUUUCCUUCUUUUUGCUUUUAUUUUUUAAAAGAUGUACUUCUGACAAGAAAUGAACAGAGGCUCGUUAUGGGUAGAGAUUGCAUUUAUAUAAUUUGCAUGUCUGGAUGUGAUCCAAAAAGCAUUGUAGAAAAGGUACUUUAAAAUU
Molecule: messenger RNA, 1535 nt
Organism: Sphaerodactylus townsendi
Lineage: Eukaryota; Metazoa; Chordata; Lepidosauria; Squamata; Sphaerodactylidae
Gene: SULT1C4
Product: sulfotransferase family 1C member 4
Exons: 7
Coding region: 215-1114 (299 amino acids)
Biological process (GO): sulfation
Cellular component (GO): cytoplasm
Molecular function (GO): sulfotransferase activity
Source: RefSeq, a predicted model, not a curated record